CCAGCUGGUUCGUAUCAAGUACAAACAAUUACACUUUUGUAUAUUUUUAAAAGAAAUGUCCAACGAGAACACUUUGGAUUUACACUACGUACACCAAAGCUUCCAACGAAGCCUAAAAGAAGACGACGACGUUGUUGUAGAAGCUUAUAUUGAUGGAUACAAUGAACUAGUCAAGUUCUUAAAUCUCAUCGGUUCGGUGUUCUCAUUCGUGAGCAGCGACGUAAAAAGUAAAAUUAAGGUGAUAGAGAAACAUAAGGAUGGUGAAGAUGCAGUGUACUAUGAUUCUUUUAAGAAAAUGAUGAAGUACGAGAAGGAAACAAACUUACACGAGAAAAGCGGGUUCGUCUCUGGGUCUAGGACGAUGCUGAGGCUCCACAGAGGUCUAGACUUUAUAAGACUGUUCCUCAAAAAGCUAGGCGAGUCGGACGACACAGUCAACACAUGUACAGAAUGCCAGAACGCGUAUAACUCAACGCUCGCUGAGUUUCAUCCGUGGUAUAUCCGGAAAGCGGCCACACUAGCGAUGCACGCGUUACCCAACCGGCCGGACUUACUUAAGAAGAUCUUCGGGUCAGAAGACAGCCUCACAGCGGCGCUGGUGAUCCUACCACAAACCCUGUCAUCGUGCGACGAAGUGUACAACCGCGUGGAACAGCUCUACACAGACUUCGACUUCCACGGCCUACCUUAAUGUUGCCAGGUGAAAAUAUUCGAGACAUUGCCAGAUGAAAAAGUGAUAUUAAAGUUAGGGUACGUUCAGGAUUAUGUUUUUAUAAGUAUUACUCAAUUCCUAAAGCGGUUUACAGUUAAAUAUUUGUUUUUCAAACUUCAGACACCUUUGUUUGAAGGUUGCAUGUAUACAAAAAGAGCUAGAAGCCCCUUUAAGCUUACUUUUAGUAGUGACAAAGUGUGAAAAUGCUAUUAUAAACGUCUAUGGUGGCAUUGCCACACUCUUUCACUGCUUAACCUAGAUACAAGAUACUAGAGUUAGACCAAGAUAACUCUGCAACGAUUUUGACAGCACAGACUGCAAGUGUUAUUUAUACGUCAUAAUUUCAUAGAAUGUUGGUUCCUCACUUUUCUGUCGCAAAGUGCAAAUUGCUGUUAUUCUCUUAAUAUUUUAAUAAUUGUUAAUUUUUAUUUAUUAAUAGCUCAAGUCUAAAUGUCAAACUGUACCUACAUUGUAUGACCUAAGAUACUGUGGUAUAAGCUGUGGUUACCUAUAAUUGGACAAACAUCUA
Cydia strobilella is the source of this 1241-nucleotide messenger RNA. Its product is annotated as ceramide-1-phosphate transfer protein. The transcript has 4 exons. Bases 56 to 691 code for a protein of 211 amino acids. Gene Ontology annotation, molecular function: lipid transfer activity. Gene Ontology annotation, cellular component: cytoplasm. Gene Ontology annotation, biological process: intermembrane lipid transfer. Lineage: Eukaryota; Metazoa; Arthropoda; Insecta; Lepidoptera; Tortricidae. The record is from RefSeq and is a predicted model, not a curated record.